CAAUAUGUAGCUGAAAUGAUUAACAUUAAAUUAACUUAGUUUCACUACAAGAAAUUAAAGUUAAAGUGGUUUAUUUCCUCAAGGGUUCUUGUCUUGUUUUUGUGCGGCUACGAGUCACAGCCCUGAAUCCUGCUGUUACGUCACUCACGGUAUCAGUUACCAGAUGUUCAGGUAAAGCCACACCAAGUAAAAAAAAUGUAAAGCCACGCCCACCGUGAUAUUACACAGUCUUGAGGUAGUAGUAACUGCAUAUCGUGCCAAACGUAGCGAAGUACACACACGGUUUUUUUACUUAAAUUUUCAUUUCUCAGUUUUUGUGUUGAUACACUAGAUGUUGUUUUAAUUAUUGGACUGUCUCUUGUUGUAAGAUGUUGCUGUAUAUCCUGCUGUCCGCCUGUAUUGGCACUGUGCACAUGUAUUCUCAUGGAGUAGUCCCCAGUGCUUGUUCAUCUAUGACACCAGAUCAUAAGGUCUCUUCUCAGACCAGCAGUCCUCCGUACACGGUUACCGCCGUGCCGACCAGCUUCAAGGAGGGCGAUGAAAUCACAGUAACACUACGCGCAGUAUCAGGAGAUUUUGAAGGCUUCAUGUUACAAGCACGUAGAGUGGGAAUGAGCACACCGAUCGGCACCUUCACUGUGACAAACACUGCAGAAGCACAAGGACUCACCUGCUCUGAAGUGGCUAAUAGUGCAGUUUCUCACAAAACAGGCAGUGACAAGACUGUAAUUGAAGUUAAAUGGAAGGCCCCUACAUCUGGACCGCUCAGCAAUGUAGAGUUCCGUGCCACAUUUGUUAAAAGUAAAACAACUUUUUGGGAGGGUGUGAAGAGCUCUGCGAUAACAUACACGGGCACAUCGACACCUGUUACUGCAGCCCCAACCGUACCUACAUCAUAUUCUGGGUGUGGGGAAAGCAAAGUCUGUUUCAGUCAGCCUGACAACUGCGACCCAACUACCAACACUGACUGUCACUUUGUGUCGAUUCAAUCAUCCAGCCUGUCAGAAAUGCAGGUGCAAAUAUUCGGCCCGAGUAACGGAUACGUCGCGAUUGGGUUUUCCGAUGACCAAGAAAUGGGCAAUGAUGACAUCUAUAUAUGUGGUAAAGACACCAAUGGCAAACCCCAAGUGCAACAUGCAUUUUCCACCGGAACAAGGGCUCCAAAUAUUCUCUCACUGGGGAAUGUCUCUGAUAUCCAGACAGCGAUUACAAAUGGAGUGUUCAAUUGCUCUUUUACGUCUCGUAACGGCAUCAGCACGGCAAGUAGAGCAACGCCUGGCAGCGAAUACUUCCUCAUGAUCGCUUCUGGACCCAGCAGUCAAGGUAGCAUCCAGCAACACACCAAGACAUUCGUCAGCCAAGCCAAAGCUGAUUUAUUAAAUCCAACUGUGAUUGGCAGUGAAGAAUAUCCGGCUAUUGUUAAAGCCCAUGGUGCCCUGAUGCUGAUCGCCUGGAUGACCACAGGCAGUGUGGGUAUGCUCAUAGCGCGCUAUUUAAAAGCAGUCGGCAAAGGGAGAGGAUGUUGUGGUAAAGACUUCUGGUUUUUGGCUCACGUGACUUUGAUGUCCCUGUCGAUUAUUGCCACAGCUAUUGCUUUUAUAAUCGUAUUUUCUUAUGCCCAAGAUUGGGCUGGGGGAGCUCAUCCGGUCCUGGGCUGUUUGGUGAUGAUUCUCUCUUUAAUUCAGCCUAUAGUGGCAGCUUUACGCUGUGACCCGCAACACGAACAGAGAUUCAUCUUCAACUGGGCUCAUUCAUUCAACGCUCUGGCUAUCAAAGGUCUCGCAGUGGGAGCGAUCUUCACUGGUCUGGAACUUAUUAGUGAAGCAAAGGGUGAGGGGUGGAUGCUGGGGGUUAUGGGAGGUUUCGUGGCAUGGGAAGCUCUGUUGUACAUCUUUCAAGAUUUGCACAUGCGCGCCAGGAAAAAAGAUUCUACCAUUUGCUCUUUUGGAAUGAUGAACACUGAAGUGUUCCUGCUUGUCCUGUAUAUAUUGGGAAACCUGGCCUUCUUGAUAGCACUUCUUGUUGGAAUCGGCAGAGCUUAAGAAAUCCCAACAUGUCACAGAUAACCUCACUGGAUUAAAGCUGUUUUUCACUUUAUUAUGAGCAUUAUUAUGAAAACAAGCUAUUGAAGCCUAAAACCUGUCCAUUUUUAUAGGCCAGUAUAAUAUUAACCCUUUGCAUGAUGCUUAUUAUAUUUUUUAAUUUGAUCAUUUGUCUGGGUUGAUACCAAUCAGUGAUUUUCUGUCAUCAUUGUGCUCAUGAGAAAAGGAAUGAAGUUCUAGUUGUUUUUAGGACGCCGUCUCUGCAAUGACUGGACUGAACUGAUAGAUGCUCUUUGACAUGAAGUACAAUAAAGACUUUCAGUCCUCCACAAGAACAGUCAGGAAAUCAGAUUAUUUUGGUUCAGGGGUGAGGAUUGUACUUAUUACUAGUAUUAACUUAUUAAUAGUAAUUGCAUCCAAUAUUUGUAUACAUAGACUGCCAAUACACUGCUUAUAUUGUUGUAUAAUGGAAAACACUUAUUGUCAAAAGACUUGAAUCAGAAGAAGUCAUUGUUAUUUAAAGGUUUUUCAUGUGAUCAAAUGUGACAAAACCAUAAAAGUAUCAUAAAAGAUGUUUUUGCUGGGUUAUUUUCAACCCAGUGUUGAGUCUUUUUUUAUUAACCCAGAAAAUGUUUAUAUAUGACUCAACAAUGGGUUAAAACAACCCAGCAUAUUUUUUAUACCAACUCAACAGGUUGGGGUUGUCCCUCAUUGAAAAUAACCCGGCAUUUUUCUAUUACGGUUUCUUGACAUUUUACUGUAUUUUUUCAAACUGUGGUUUUGAGAAAUAAUCAAGAACUCUUAAACUGAUGUUUAUUUUUACAUGCUAUUAAAAAAAUAAACUGAAACUAUUUGUUUA
Molecule: messenger RNA, 2901 nt
Organism: Paramisgurnus dabryanus
Lineage: Eukaryota; Metazoa; Chordata; Actinopteri; Cypriniformes; Cobitidae
Product: putative ferric-chelate reductase 1
Cellular component (GO): membrane
Source: RefSeq, a predicted model, not a curated record